AUGUCAGAACAUCUCAAGGAUCCCAAAUACACCAUGGACCCCAGGGCUUUUUUAAAGUUUGGUGUCUCAACUGUACCCGAGAAUGUGAAGGUUGUCGAUGAAUCGGGGACAGAGGUGGAUGAGGAUGUUUUUGAGGAUGUAGUGAAAGAUCCCUUAGUUGGUGUUCUCACCAUAAAACAUGGUGAAGACUUGGAAUCUGCCUCUCCACAAGCCUCUCCUGUGCAGUUAAAUGUGUCCCUGUCUUCAUCAAUUGACUCCACUGACUCACAGGAUACAGUAAUUAUUGAAGAAAGCUCCUCGAGUAAAAGAAUUAGACUAGACGAUGAAGCUAAAAAGUUGGUGGAAUCCAUUCUUGUCCAUAAACCCGGUGGGGAGCAUAUAAUAAAUGAAUACAACCGAUUCAAGUCUUUGAGUGAUGAAACGAGGAGGAAAAUGGUGAACAUCCUGGCAGCUGACAUGACAGAAAAGAAUGGUACAUCACCACCAAGGCAGGUUAAAGAAAAAUAUGCCAGAGGAAUUGUGUCUUUGUUCCCUUACCUCAGUGACCCCAUGUCCAAAAAAGGCUACGAGCAUUACUAUGAUGGUGAGAGUGGCACUGGGUACUUGGCAUGGAGAAUCAAAACUAUACAAAGAGGCCUGGCUAAAGAACGAAGAGCAUCACGUGAUGGACAAGGAUCGUCUGCUGAGGGGAUGUCUGGUGGACCAACUGUAAGACGGGAGGCAGAGUUUACUCUGGAGACCGUCUUGAGUGAGGAUGAGUGCAAGGAAGCAAUUGCAUUCAUGAACCAUUCUGCAGAUGAGGACGCAGUCAAGAAGAAGAUGAAAUUGACAUUUGACUAUCGCCGCAACAUGGUUCUUGACCCUAUGCUGUCAAGUGAUAUAUUGAUGGUCUUUCCACGUUUCAAAGACGUUAAAGGCUUGAUUUAGCAAGACUUUGUUCUGAUGUUUGGAGAAGGAGCGUCAGGCAAGCUACUGGAGAAGUGGACUACUGCAUUCAAGAAAAAAGUGAUUCAGCAGUGCAAAAAGCUUCCAACCACCAGUGAUGUUGGAGAACUCCUGCUAGCAGCUGAAUCUCCGUCUGAUGACUCAGAAGAUUGUGUUAAUUUUGUUUGGGACUCUGACCUCUCUUCUAUAAUACUGCUGUUGCAUCUGAUCCCACCUUCUGCCCAAGGCCGAAAGAGACCAGGAAAGGUGUCUGCUUCUCAAGCAGAGAAACAUCUUGUUGUCUUCAAGAAGAGUGGAACAAACAUUGAGGAGCAUCUUCGAAACAU
This is a messenger RNA of Pimephales promelas (fathead minnow), 1271 nucleotides long. The record is from RefSeq and is a predicted model, not a curated record. NCBI's taxonomy places the organism in Eukaryota, Metazoa, Chordata, Actinopteri, Cypriniformes, Leuciscidae.